Molecule: messenger RNA, 2896 nt
Organism: Amphibalanus amphitrite
Lineage: Eukaryota; Metazoa; Arthropoda; Thecostraca; Balanomorpha; Balanidae
Product: procathepsin L-like
Exons: 1
Coding region: 50-1021 (323 amino acids)
Biological process (GO): immune response
Cellular component (GO): lysosome
Molecular function (GO): cysteine-type endopeptidase activity
Source: RefSeq, a predicted model, not a curated record
UGGAGGAGUAUCUGCCGUGCGAGCGCCCCCGACCUCCCGAGCCGCCGCCAUGAAACUGCUCCUGCUGGUCGCCCUUCUGGGCGCCGCUGCCGCCUUCGUCGACCGUGACGAGUGGAACAACUACAAGAUCGCGUUCGGCAAGAAGUACCGCAACGCCAUCGAGGAGCUGCACCGCAUGCGGGUGUACGCCGACAACAAGGCGUUCGUGGCGCGGCACAACGCCGAGUUCGCCGCCGGCCGGCAGACGUUCACCGUGGCGCUGAACCGAUUCGCCGACAUGACCGAGGACGAGGUGAACGCGCUCUACAAGGGCGGCGCCGGCCAGACGAGCCGACCGCACGGCGUGCACCGGCCCUCCGGCCGCCAGGCGCCGGUCAGCAUGGACUGGCGCGACCAGGGCGUCGUCACCUACGUCAAGGACCAGGGCGCGUGCGGCUCGUGCUGGUCGUUCGCCGCCACCGGCGCUCUGGAGUCGGCCUGGGCGCUGGCCGGCGGCGGCCUGCAGGCUCUCAGCGAGCAGCAGCUGGUCGACUGUUCGACCGCCAACAGCGGGUGUAACGGCGGCAUGGCCUACCGCGCCUACUCGUACGUGGAGGACGAGGGCGGCAUCAUGUCCGAGGAGGCGUACCCGUACACGGCCCGCGACGGCAGCUCGUGCCACGCCGACUCCAGCCAGUACGUGGCCUCCGUCACCAGUCACGUGAAUGUGCCGUCCCAUGGUUCGGCCACCAUCCUGCGCGACGCCGUCGCCGACGUCGGCCCGAUCGCCGUCUCCAUCGACGCGUCGCGUCACUCGUUCAACCUGUACAGUGGCGGCGUGUACAACGACCCGAGCUGCAGCUCUUCCUCGCACAACCACGCCGUGCUGGUGGUCGGCUACGGCACCGAGAACGGACACGACUACUGGCUCGUCAAGAACUCGUGGGGUCCCGAGUGGGGCGACAGCGGCUACAUCAAGAUGACCCGCGACGACACCAACCAGUGCGCCAUCGCCAGCAUCCCCGUCUACCCGGUGGUUUAGUCGGUGACAGGGGCCGAAAAACAUCGGUACUGCACUACGUAAAAUGAUGCACACAUAGAAAAGCUGAAGAUAAAUACAUUUUUACGCCAUACGUACCUAUCUCCAGUGUCUCAGCACCAGUAUUCAGUUAUUCAGUAGGGUAGGGUGGGGUAAUUUGAACAUAUUUUUACGUCUUUUCCGUCCUACCAAAUUCCAGCUCACCCCUUAAUGAAGAAAAACUGUUUCAGUUGCGCAAAUGUCACUUCCUUUCACCAUGCAAAUCUCAUUUUUGGAUGAGCCGAGUGUACCUUGGAUAGCAUAGCCUCACUUCUCCACCAAGUCACUGUAUGUUCAAAUUGCCCCACCGUGGGGUAAUUUGAACAUACUGCCUUUACGUGCCAUAAAAACGAUAAUCUCGCCAGCACCGAUGUUGUUUGAUGCAUAAACAAAUUGGCAGAACAAUUCUAAACAUACCUUCAUUUGAAAAAUCAACAAAACAACAAGCAUAACACUUACAGAGUAUCAAUAUCUGCAUGCUGCACACCGGUCAGUUGACAGAAGUCGCCUCUAUUCAGUUAACAGAACGUCUAUCAUUUCCGUUCAAUAAAAACUCUCCCAACCUUACUUCAUCUGUUAUAGUGGUGCCAAUCGGAACCUGGACAUAAGGAGUUCUGAUUUUGUCCAAUGUCCAAUUCGGAAUUGGUUGGACAAAGGUAGCAGACUGGACAACAUUGGACGAUGGCUUACUACACUUCAGCAUUUUUAUGAAGUAAUCGUGCAAGCAUUGAUUGGCGAAUGGGAAGCUUAGUUAAGCUCUCAAUGUAAUGAACACUUUUCAGCUGGUAAAACUACAACAUAAACAAUUUAAAUGACAGCUUUGGAUGCUGAUCAAUACGUAAUUUUCGGACAUAUUUGGACACAUGGCUGACUUAAUUUUUUUUGGACUGAAAUUCAACGAAAAUGCCGGACAUUGGACGGAAAUUAGACACAAAUUUUCUAAAACUGGCAUCACAUAGCUGCUACUGCCUUGUGUCGAACAUAUUGGCAGAAAAAAACUAGGAACGUUGUUUUUUCGGAGUUAUACCUGUCUUUAUUGAAAUCCUCACACUAUGUUCAAAUUACCCCACGCUUAAAGUUAUUUUGCCAUAUUUUAACACAGGUUUCAAAAGCCAAUUUCUUGGGUUGAAGGCACUUAAUAGUUCGUUGUACAACAAAAGCCGUUGCGUAUUAAGUGCUAGCAAUGUAAUAUUUUGCGCUGCAAUGAAGUUGCAAUGACUUGUUGUUGGGCGUUUUUACUUGCGAAAUUGAUUUUUUACAUUGUGCGUCAACAUCUUAAUUCCCUGAAACUUUAAACCCCGUUCAUAUGAUAGCUCUUUUAGUUACGAUAAUUUCCCUAAUUGGUCUUAUUGUCGUGCCACUUAUGGAUUUUCCAUAAUUUUGUGUUAUUCAUACUAUGUUCCAAUUGCCCCACAUGUUCAAAUUACCCCACCCUACCCUAUUCAUGCAUACAUAGGCGGAUCGCCUUGGGCGGAUCUAGAAAAGCAGUUUCGGACGAGCUACUGGGGUCUUAACCCCAAAAAUGUUUUUUUCAAAUUCCAAAGAAAGCUCAGAUUUUAAUUCUUUAUGAAUUGCUAUACCCUUUAAAAAACUUUUUGAAUAAAAGUUGCUUGUUUUUCUUUACAUUCUUUUUGGACAAAUCUUCACCGAUUUUCAAAAUUUGCUAAUUUUCAUUCGAUUUGCAAUUUUUUCGCACGCUGCGAAGUGGCAUUUGCCCCCCCCCCCCCCCCCUGUAUCCGCAAACGCAUGUUUGGUGAAUAGACAAAAAUGUUGAUAUUUCACCCUUUACGAAUAAGAAUGAGCAAUCAUUAACUUAAAAAAAUACACGUUGAAUACCAA